This is a messenger RNA of Saccostrea echinata, 770 nucleotides long. RefSeq lists its product as uncharacterized. The transcript is spliced from 4 exons. NCBI's taxonomy places the organism in Eukaryota, Metazoa, Mollusca, Bivalvia, Ostreida, Ostreidae. Bases 85 to 408 code for a protein of 107 amino acids. The record is from RefSeq and is a predicted model, not a curated record.
AACCCACGCUGAAAUUUUAAAUUGACCAAAUCUUCUAAAAUGCUAUUGUAUUUUUAUUAAAUCAAUAACUUAAAUUUACGAGGCAUGUCUACUAAACGCAAAUUUAGCAUUGAAGACAUUGACGGGUCUGUCCAGAAGAAGCCAUGCAUGUAUAUUCUAGAUGAGCAGCAGAUAUUACAUCUUUUAACACAAAAGGAACCUCAGAUGAUAGAGAGAAUGGAAGUCAUGGAUGCAACCUACACACCUCAGGCAGAAUCUCAGAAGCCACACACAGGGGGCAAUAAACUCAACUUUCCCAUCAACAGUUUCCCUCUACAGGGCCUCAACAACAACAACCACCAAUCAGAGUGUAUGAGAUGCUUAGCAGGGGAACCGGGACAUUUCCGGCAUGUGAAGACAUACAGUUGACAUAUAAAAAGAUCAAGUGUUAAUUACAGAACAAAUCACUUUGCUGUCAUAAAUGGAUGGAAGAAUGCUCACAGCUCGCAGUGAUCAGCCACCUUGAACAUUAUGAUAAGAGUACUGUCAAGUUGUUCAUGUGAUUUUCAUUUCACAGUAACAGUUGUCCCCCUUUAUGCAGCAUCAACAGGCACACUUGUUUUCAUGGUUGAUUUUAUGACAUGUUUUAUCAUAUUUUUUGUCUGUAUGUGUGUGUACAUUAUUGAAGACAAAAAUAAUUGUUAACAAAAUUAUGUGAAAUUUAUUCUGAUAAUUGAUUUAAUUCAAUUAUGAAGAUUUUAUGAAAAAAAGUCACCUAAUUCAGUAGUGUU